Molecule: messenger RNA, 3289 nt
Organism: Sinocyclocheilus grahami
Lineage: Eukaryota; Metazoa; Chordata; Actinopteri; Cypriniformes; Cyprinidae
Gene: klhl26
Product: kelch-like family member 26
Exons: 4
Coding region: 139-1956 (605 amino acids)
Molecular function (GO): protein binding
Source: RefSeq, a predicted model, not a curated record
GUUGGAUGCCAGCCGCCGUUAAAAACCAAGAAGAAGCAGCUCGCGCAGCGGGUGAGAGGCGCGCGCAGAUUGAGCAUGAUUAGCGGUAAUUUGGGCUUCUACACAUGAUGACCUUCCUCAUCCUCAUCCUCGCUGAGCAUGGCGGAGUCGGAUGGUGUGGAGUUCUGUGCGAGUCGAGCUCAAAGCAGCAUGGCUAACAACAAGAAUAGCACGCUCCGUUGUACUUUCUCAGCCCCCAGCCACAGCAACACUCUCCUGAGGGGACUGUCUGCGCUGCGCGAUCAAGGUCAGUUGCUGGAUGUGGUUCUGGCCAUUGACAACGAGCGGUUUGAGGUUCACAAAGCGGUUUUGGCCUCCUGCAGUGACUACUUUAGAGCCAUGUUUACUGGAGGAAUGAAGGAGUCAAACCAGAACACCAUCGAGCUAAAAGGUCUUUCAGCCAGAGGACUGAAGCACAUUAUUGAUUUCGCCUACAGUUCUGAGGUCACUCUGGACUUGGACUGCAUUCAGGAUGUUCUUGGUGCAGCCGUCUUCCUGCAGAUGGUGCCUGUGGUGGAGCUUUGUGAGGAGUUCCUGAAAUCAGCCAUGAGCGUCGAGACUUGUCUAAACAUCGGCCAGAUGGCCACUACUUUUAGCCUCUCGUCCCUUAAACAGUCGGUAGAUGCGUUCACGUUCCGUCACUUCCUGCAGAUAGCUCAGGAGGACGACUUCCUUCACAUUCCAAAGGAACGACUGGUUUUCUUCCUUCAGAGCAACAAGUUGAAGAACUGUAGCGAGAUCGACUUGUUCCAUGCGGCAAUAUGCUGGCUGCAGCACGAUGCGUCCAGACGAGCGACGGCCAGCGAAGUGCUCUGCCACGUGCGCUUCCCACUAAUGCGUUCGUCUGAACUUGUGGACAGCGUCCAAACUAUCGACAUCAUGGUGGAGGAUGUGCAAUGUCGACACUUUCUCCUAGAGGCCUUCAAUUAUCAGAUCCUUCCAUUCCGACAGCAUGAAAUGCAAUCACCGCGAACUUCCAUUCGCUCAGACGUCACUUCGCUGAUUACGUUCGGUGGAACGCCCUACACAGACAAUGAUCGGACAGUCAGCGGCAAAGUCUACUACCUGCCCGACGUCACGGUGCGACAGUUCAAAGAGUUGACUGAAAUGGAGAUGGGAUGCAGCCAUGCGUGUGUGUCGGUUCUCGACAAUUGUGUGUACGUCGUGGGUGGGCAGCAUUUGCAGUAUCGCAGUGGAGAGGGCGCAGUCGACAUCUGCUUCCGCUACGAUCCCCAUCUGAACCAGUGGCUUCGAAUCCAAUCCAUGCAGGAGAGCCGCAUUCAGUUUCAGCUCAACGUAUUGCACGGACAACUUUACGCUACCGGAGGACGCAACAGGUCUGGCAGCUUGUCCUCUGUAGAGUGCUAUUGUCCGAGGAAAAAUGAGUGGACUUAUGUGGAUUCCCUCAAGAGGCGGAUCUGGGGUCACGCCGGAGCGACGUGCGGCGAGAAACUCUAUGUCUCAGGAGGUUACGGGGUGUCUGUGGAGGAUAAGAAGACUCUCCAUUGCUAUGAUCCGACCUCGGAUCAGUGGGACUUCAAGUGUCCCAUGAACGAGCCAAGAGUCUUGCAUGCUAUGAUCAGUGUGAACAACCGUAUUUAUGCUCUCGGUGGCAGAAUGGACCAUGUUGACCGCUGCUUUGAUGUGCUAGCUGUAGAGUAUUACAUUCCAGAGACCGAUCAAUGGACAACGGUCAGUCCGAUGCGAGCUGGUCAGUCAGAGGCUGGCUGCUGUCUCCUGGAUAAAAAGAUCUAUAUAGUCGGAGGAUACAACUGGCACCUCAAUAACGUCACUAGUAUUGUGCAAGUUUAUAAUACAGAGACAGAUGAGUGGGAAAGAGAUCUUCAUUUUCCAGAAUCUUUUGCGGGAAUAGCUUGUACACCUAUUGUACUUCCUCAAACAACCACCCAGCGCUAAGCACAUACUGCAUUUGCUGUUUAUUUAGGCUUAAGGUUAAGCGUCCACCCGGACUGAAGUGAAAGUAAUGGUAUAAUUGGCUUUGUCUUAUUGAAAAGCCAUAAUGUUAUGUCUUUAUUGUUGAAGCAUGCAUGAUUGACGCUUUGUUCACAAUGAUAUGAAAGCAUACUUUUUGAGAAUGUGAAGCAUCUUUCUACACACUUCUCAAGCAGUAUUGUCGUCUAUGGCCCUUCUUGUAGAUUGCCACUUUUCAUACUAAUGAGGGUUUUGUACAAGUCCCUGUGGGAUUUGCACUGAUGGCAGACUUGAAUGGACCUACAACAUUGACGCAAUGUCAUCACGUCCUCAUCUUUGUGAAUAUCCUACAUGUAUUCACAACACACCCUAAACUUCCAGAAGUAUAGUGCAAGUUUAUAAUGCAGAGACCGAUGAGUGGGAAAGAGAUUUUUAAGAAUCUUUUGCGGGAAUAUUACACUUAUUGUACCUCCCCAAACAACCACCCAGCGCAAAGCACAUAUUGUCUUUAUAUUUGAUUUUUCAGAAUGUGAAGCAUCUUUCUGCACACUUCUCAUGCAGUAAUGCUGUCUUUGGCCCGUCUUGUAGAUUGCCCCAUUUCAUACUAAUGAGGGUUUCGUACAAGUGCCUGUGGGAUUUGCAUUGAUGACAGACUUGAAUGGGCCAGCAACACUGGGGCAAUGUCAUCAUGACUUCAUGAAGGAUUCAUGGCCUGUUCUCAUGGUGUGACUAAAUGACACAAAGGCAAAAACUAUUCGCAAGAAAUUAUUACAACGAAACUUUGUCAUUUUCUGAAAAUUUGUAUAGCUGAAUUAAUUGGUUGACAUCUAAACAAUUAAAAACAAUCUUUGCAUCUGGGAAAGAGUUGGCAGAACUUCAUACUUGCAGUAUGAUAUUUUGAAUUUGGUCCGCCAGCUAGAAUUUGGACAAAAUUGUCCGCUUUGCCAGUACUUAAUGAAGAGGCUCUAGGUUUAAAAUAUUGAACCUUAGCAUGCUCUUCUCAAGCUGGCUCUGGUUCUUGUAGAUUACCAGUGUGUGAAUCUCUUGGGUACAGAUCAGAUUUCUACAUCACAGUUUUGGAUGCAGAUGGUCCCUAAGCAGAGCAUAGGCCUGUAUUCCUCUCAAUUAGACAUGAUCUUGCGAGUUAAUGCAAAACAGUAUACCUGAUCUAUAUGUUGCACUUUUCAGGCAAAUUCAUGUUUGUUUUGUGAUCAUUUGUAGAAACACCACUAGCAAGAUGUAGUGGCAGGUGUGUUCAUAUAUUUUGUGAUGCUUUAUUAACCUAUUUUGUGACAAAUUCCUGAUAUUAGUUCUCUUU